This is a messenger RNA of Chanos chanos (milkfish), 1942 nucleotides long. RefSeq names its product SH3 domain binding glutamate-rich protein like 2 (gene sh3bgrl2). Gene Ontology annotation, cellular component: cytoplasm. The record is from RefSeq and is a predicted model, not a curated record. The transcript is spliced from 4 exons. NCBI's taxonomy places the organism in Eukaryota, Metazoa, Chordata, Actinopteri, Gonorynchiformes, Chanidae. The coding region runs from base 137 to 463 and encodes 108 amino acids.
AGGACGCGCCUUCUCUCAUUAUCAAAAACUGCUUCUUCGGCACGCAGGGACGUCGUAGUUACACGGGAUAUAAGCAGACUGUCUGGCGAAAAUAGUUUUCUUAGUGGUCUGAAGCAGUCGGUGGAGUGCCAUUAGGAUGGUAAUCAGGGUGUACAUCGCCUCAUCGUCUGGAUCUAUCGCGGUGAAGAAGCGUCAGCAGGCCAUCGUGGGUUUCUUAGAGGCUAACAGGAUCAGUUUUGAAGAGGUGGAUAUCACCAUGCUGGAGGAAGAGAGACUCUGGAUGUACCGGCACAUUCCAGAAGAGAAAUACCCACAGAAGGGCAACCCACUCCCUCCACAGAUCUUUAAUGGAGAGCAGUACUGUGGGGAUUAUGAAGAUUUCUUCCAAUCUAAAGAGAACAACACUGUGUUUUCAUUUCUACGUCUCAGCCCUCAUCCUCCAGUGAAGGAUUGUGAAUCAUAGACAUUGAAUGGAUAUUCCUGCGUUCCAGAACAUUCCUAGAGACACUGUGACACUUCUUUUUGCAUCACCUUCUUUUUCCUGAGCACAGGAUGCCGAUGCUGUUGCCCAUGUUUUUUGCCAAACACUGAGGAGCCCACGGCCAUGCUCAACUCAAAGACCCCCCGCCCCCACCCCCCAAAAAGCCGACCACCUUACUGUAACCCUAACACACAGCACUGGUGAAGGAGAUUUCCUUUUGGCCCGUGGACAUGUUUCUAUUUUUAUUUUGUUUGUUUUGUAAAGACUAAAGAGGUUUCAAAGGCAGUAAACUGUAGCAGGACACCCCCACCCUUGGAGUAGCGUGUGCGUAGUGAGGGGUUGACUUUAGAGAGAGCAGAGUAAGUGUGAAAACACAAAUGUGAUAGUAGUGUUAGUGUAUCUGUGUAUGGAAUGAAUGUUAAACAUCCACCCAAGUUUUGAUGUCUUUUUUUUUUUAAUUGUGGACAUAUGUAUGUAUGUCUUUGUAUUAACAUAUUGAUGAUCAACUAUGCUCUAAAGCAAGGUCUUUAGGCAGGUCACUGACAUAGGUGUCUGUCUGGGCAUAUAUGUCUGCAUGUAUCUGUUUAUUGGUGUGUGUGUGUGUCUGUGUGUGAGUGUGUUAGUAUGCUUGUGAGCGCACGUCUGUGUUUGUGCGUACAUGUAUGUAUGUGCAGGUGUACACGCAUGUGUGUAAGCAUGUAAGGAAAUAGCCAUGGCUUCUCUAUUGUAUUUCUCAUUGAGAUUUCUGUAUUCAGUGAAUUGCGAAGCUCAGGUCGGAAUGCCUUUCUUUAGAGGAGAAAAAAGGAUCAACACUUAUCCACUGCCCCUCAGAUUUGUCCUCUGUGUCUUAGGGCCUUUCGAAGAAAUGCUCGCUCUCUCUCUCUCUCUUACACACACAUAAACACACACACGCACACAGAGUCCAUAGCAGCUCUCACUAUCCUUUAUCUGGGGUGUAAAUUAGCAUGUAACUCACUGUGCUAUCCCAGCUGUCAGACUGUCAGUGCAUAUUUGACAGAAGAUGUAGCUUAUGAUUAUGUAGCAGUGUACUUAUCAUGUAGUCCUGUACAACAGAUGAAGUGAGUUUGUAAUGUGGAAUGUUUUCAGUGACCUAAACGCACACAAGCACCAAAGGACUUCAGCUGUCACGUAUAAAAUCAGGUAUGGUAUUUUGCUUGACCAGCUCAUACAUGUCAGAUGACUCUUUAUGACGGUACUCUCUCUCUUUCUCUUUUCUCUUUUAUCCUCUCUCUCUGUCUCUCUCAUAUAUGCGCACGUAGUUCUCUCAGUACCCCCUCCACUCCCACUCUCUCUCUCUCUCUUAUUAAAUUAUUCUGGAUGGAUAAGCACUGCAUUGCUAUUUACACAUGAUGGACACACAGACCUUUUUCACCACACACAAUUGUAUUCCCAUGUCUCUCUCUCUCUCUCUCCCUCACACACACACACACACUCUCUCUU